Molecule: messenger RNA, 993 nt
Organism: Lasiodiplodia theobromae
Lineage: Eukaryota; Fungi; Ascomycota; Dothideomycetes; Botryosphaeriales; Botryosphaeriaceae
Product: DNA repair protein
Exons: 2
Coding region: 1-993 (330 amino acids)
Source: RefSeq, a predicted model, not a curated record
AUGCCGGCCUUUGUGGUUCCCGCGCGCUCAGGAGCACAUCGCGUAGCUGCGAUCGCUCUCUACCGUGCUCUCUUGACACAAUGCUCCCCGGCUGCGUUCCCGCUGGCUGACGACCAGCGGAUCGUCUUGCGCAACAUCAUCCGCAACAAAUUCCGACGCAACCGCCAUGUCCACUCAACGCGGCUGCUCAAGCUGAGCUUCACGGCUGGCUAUGAGCUGCUCGACAUGCUGGCUCGAGCCUCCUCGUCCCCCGCCACAGCUACAUGUUCCGAUGAUGCAAAAGAGUCAGCAACACAGCUCGUGGCCAACCUCCUCGCAUCCGCACCUCCGCACCUCACCCGCUCGCCCACCGAUCCCAAUGCCCAACCGCGCGGACCCAAACGCCUCGAUCCCUCGCCCGAAGCCUGCCCGCCGCCGUCCGCCCGCACCCUCGCCAUCCGCCCUCUCCCCGCCACCGCCCUUGGCGGCACGGGCGUGCGGCGCGUGCCACGGCUGGUCUCGGCGAACACCUUCCCCAUGCUGCGCCUGCAGAAGCCGCAGCCGCGCAGCCUGUCGCGCGUGCUGACCGACAAGAUCAAGCAGCGCCAACGCCGCCUGGACGUGCGCUCCGAGGCCGCCGACUACUGGUCCGUACUCGCCCAGGACGAGGACGAGUGGGACCGGCUGCUGUGGGAGCGCGAGGGCGUGUCGCCUGCUGAUGGAGACGACAUGAUCAUCGAUGAGUGGCCCGAGGCCGAAGGGUCGUGGACCGAUGAGCCGCAGAGGGUUGUGAGGAUCAUAUCGGCCCAACUCGGCGUACAGAGGACGAGGACCGAGUGGACGGUGAAGAAGAUGCAGAACAUUGUGGACCGAGAAGCCGAGUUGGCGAAGGUGGAGAGGGAGGCGAGGAAGGUGAGGAGGGAGGUGGCGAGGAUGGGGAAAAAGAGGAUGAAAGACAUGGAGGCGAUUUUGGGGACGGAUAGCCCAGAUAGGCAAGGGGCCAAGCCGCUUUGA